Molecule: messenger RNA, 11176 nt
Organism: Mytilus californianus (California mussel)
Lineage: Eukaryota; Metazoa; Mollusca; Bivalvia; Mytilida; Mytilidae
Exons: 4
Coding region: 55-2634 (859 amino acids)
Source: RefSeq, a predicted model, not a curated record
AACCCAGUGAAUUGAAUUCUCGUCUACAAUGUUGGAGAAUGUCCUUUGUUGAAUAUGCACAUAGACCAUGGUGAUCUACAGAUGCCUUUUAGAUCUGGAGCCUCUGGUUUCAAUUCCUCUUCAAAAAGAAUUUAUGUUAAUUUUCUUGUGGUAUUUUCAAGGUCUAAAAUGGCCAGGGCAGCUGCAUGUUACACAGACAAUGAUGUUGAGAGCAGCAUAGAAUAUUGUGAUACACAUAGUGUUAAAUUACACAAUGUUGUAGCAAACAAGAAGGAUGGAACUUUAAAUGAAGAUAUAAACAAUCCUUGUUCUGUUCUAGUUGAAAAUGAAGUGUGUCAUAAUACUCAAUCACUUGAAUCAUGGCAAGAAAUUACAGAUAGUGGACAUUUUGGACCUGUAUAUACUUUUACACACAAAAAAUCUAAUGUAAAUGAAUCUAAAAAUCAACUAGUUCCAACUGAAAAUGGAUCGUCAGCACCAAUUCAAAUUCCAAACUGGAACCAGAAACAAGUUUCAAUUUUCAAUGAUUCAACUGAAAGCAGACAAUUUGCUGAAGAUGUAGGAUCAAUUUCAACUUCCAAAGAAGGCAAAUUGUGUCUAACAAAUUCAAAUGUUAGCCCAGAAAAGAUAAAUCGUGCAUUGAAUGUUGCAAAUACAGUUCAGCAGCAGUUAUCAUGCAUAUCACAGGAAGGUACAUCAGUAACAAACCAGAUUACUGUAUUGCAGUCUGAUAAUAUCAACUUUUCUACAGCUGCUCCUGUGGAAAGAACAGACAGCCAUACUAGUGAGACUUUGGAUAAUUUAGAUUUAAGAACAAAGGUUGUCAUACAGAAUCACAUAAACACAGGCAUAAGAAUGGAUAAAACAGUUGCUUUUCUAGAGGCCACAAGAAAAUUGGAAAGAGAACAAUUCCUUGUCAUUACUGGAAAUUUUGGGUGUGGAAAAAAAUCUAUGGUUAAGGAAUUAUUGUACAAUUACACUCAUGAAGAGAUAGCAGAUAACCAUUUGAAUCCUGUGAUAAUUUCAUCACCCGAGCAAUGGAAUUCAUGUAUACAUAUACAUCCAAACGAUAAAUCUAUCAUUUGGUUAGAAGGUAUGUUUGGAUCCAGUGGUACAUUCAACAAACAUACAUUUUCAAAAAACUGGGAAUGCCCUUUGUCAAAUAUGUUAGAAUACAUAAAACGUUCUCGUUUAAUAUUAAUUGUAACAACAAUGCCGAACAGCAUUUGGAAUGAACAUAAAAAUUCUCUCAGAGAUUUUCCAUUUUUUAAAGACUUUGAAAGAUUCAGAUUUGAUAUGGAAAAAGAAUUUACUUUUGAUGAAAAUGAGCGAUAUCUUAUGAUAAAUGAGUACUUUAAAUAUGCAUUGAAAGAAGAUUUAACUAAGGUACAAAUAUGCUUAGAUUAUAGGGAUGAAGACCUUGAAUCGGAAAACCCAAGAAUAUCUGCCAGAACUCUCAGGCAUGUUUCACGAAUAUAUACACCUGUAGGAUUCAUUGAGUGUUGUUACAAAUUUGUAUGUAAUGACCAUUAUUUUAGAAGGGGUGUUGAUUUUUUUCACCACCCACUAGAGCUUUUUAUCGACAAAGUGACAUAUUUGCAAAAGCAAAUGGAAGAUCAAGAAGGAAAAAAGUACCACUUUUAUUUGCUGUUAUUAAUUCUAAGUCAGGAUGGAAAGGUUUUUAUUGAACAUGUUGAAAACAUUUUAAGGAAUGAAGAAAACUUGAUAUUCAAAGAACUUGCCAAAAUUUGUUCAAUAAAAGAAUCUCAAAGUUCUGAAAUUUUUAAUCAUUUAGCAAAUUUCACCAUUAAAGGGUAUAAUGGUAUUUAUUUCAAAUACAAUGAAGAAGAGAAUUCGUGUGAAUUUGUCCAUAAAGCAUUUGGUGAUGCAGUCUGUUUGACACUUGGAUUAAACACUGUCUCACUUGAAGGUUUAUCACUUGCUUUGCAUAAAUGUAGUAGUAAAUUUCUUAUAGAAUAUGUGCGUGUUGGAAAAUCAAAUCGUAAUAGAGGAACUGCUACAGUACAUGGAAAUCAUAUUAACAAUCAAAAUAGAGAUUUAUGUUUACAUAUUUAUCCAAAACAUUUUCAAAUCUUAUUGGAAAGAUUUAUUAAGGAGAUAAAAGAUGGAAAUAUUGACAAUGUAGCAACACACGAAGCAUUAGAUGAUAAGGCCUUUGUUGACUUCAUUGAACAGCAUCUCAUCACUAAUAAAUUUGAUAGUUAUGUAGAAUUAUUACAGAAAGAAAAAUCCCAGUUUUAUGGAUUCUUAUGGUACUUAUUUCAUCAGGAAAAACCAAAAUUAAGACUUGCAAGCCAUAUAUUAAUGCAUCCACCUAUUAAAGAUUCAGCAAGAGAAAUAGAAUGGUGGUUUUGUACAAGAGAAAAAUGCAUGUGGGCUGCUUGUCAUCUUGGAAACAAUGAAUCACUGCAUCUACUUAAAGAUCAUGUGGAAAUUUCUAAUAAACACAUUAUUGUGGCAAUCAGGGCUCAUGGUGAGGAUUCUGAAUUUGUCGGAAAAUUAUACGGAUAUAAAAAUGACCAACAACUCAAGAGAGAAAAGGAAGAACUUGAUCAGUGUCAUAGAGAAGAAGAACUGCGAAUAAAAAAUAAGUCUAGCUGUAGUAUUCUUUAAUGACUGUCUGUCAUAAAUCAUUUCAUUUUGUCAAAAUGUGUUUACUUCCGGAGUUAUCUUCCUUUAUCAUGUUUAUGUAUGGGAACACAACAGUUUUUUUUUAAACAAGUCAGUCUUUUAUUUAAAAUGUUACCAGAAUUGAUUUUAUUUUGGCCUUUAAUACUAUUUGUUUAGACAACAAGAAAUUAUAAUAUGGAUAAGUGCUCAUUACAACAUAUAAAUUAAAUGACUUCCUAAAAACUGCAUGAAAACAAAAGCCAUAUAAGUGAAAAAUAAUGCCCUGUAUUGGUUCCCGGUAUAUUGAACCACCGACCUUCGGUAGGAAAUCUGACAAUCCUAGUAAAUUAAGAUUGGAGUCGAGUGUGGGAUUCGAACUCACAACCUCAGUGUUGACUGGCUAGUGAUGCAGUAGUUCGACUACUUAGACCACCCUGCCACUGAAGCCCCUUAAAUGUAUUGGUAUAAAGAUUUGACAUAAUUAUGUGCCAGCAAAAUAAAUCAAACAUCUGAAAACUGCUAAAUUUGUGUGUCAUAUGAUUGUAUUUUUGAAUAAUAAUGAAUUUAAAAGAUUUUGUAAUUUGAUUUAUUUUAUUUUAUAGCAAUUGACCUUUAGCUGAGAGUGUAGAUCUGGAUGGGGAUCCUUAAUUUCCGUAUUCUAUAAAGUUUUAAGUCAUUUUUCCUUAUCUUUUAAAUAGCGCUUAUUCUGUAAAAUUCUCAUGAAUUUUCAAAAUGAUUUUACUAUUAUUUUUUUCAACAAUUGUUUGAUUUUUUUUGUUCAUUUUUCUCUAUUCAUUAUAUCAUUUGGUUAUUCUCUUUUCUGUAAACCCCAUACAGACCUAUUGCCUGAGCCUAUCCAACAUGUAAGAUAUAGAAAUGUUUAGGAAUUACAUUUAUUAAAGAACAAUGAAUAUGAUGUUGACUGACUGUAUUAUAGAAAGUCACUUUACCAUGUUUGCAAAGUUUAGGGCCGAUCAAGUAGAAGAGCUUUUAAUAAUGUUUUAUAGACACUUGUAAUUGGGGUUAAGCCAAUCUGAUCUCAUGAUUCUUAUGAGAUAUAUAUAUUUUGAAGUGAUCCAUAUCUGUAGUAUCCCCUAUUUUGACAAAUUUAUUAAACUUUUAGUAGCAAAUAUUUUAUGUAUAAGGUGCAUAUUUAGGAAGAUAGAAAAUCAAACAAGAAAAUGAUUAGGUGGCUGUGGAGCAGAAGGAUAGGUAGAUAAUUUGGAUAACUAGCUAUAUAUAUAGAGAGAGGGAGGCCAGUAAAUGAUAAAAAAAAAGUGUUGGAAGGAAACUAAGAUGAAAUUAAGUUUGAAUAUUAAUUUUUGUAUAAUAUUUCUAAAAACUGUGAAGUACUGUGUAUUGAUGGAUUUUUGAUUGAUUGGUGUCCAGUGGCAAGUCUUUCUAGUGUUAAAAUACUUUGUAUUCAAGUACUGACAUGACUAAUUUUCAAGGCUUAAUGCUAAAACAAGUGAAAUGAUAUUAUACUUCCUGUACUCUUUUUAGUUUUAUAGUAGUCAAAGAACAAAUUAGUGGAAGAUGGAUGUCCAGCAAUCAUAAAACUGUCAAAAGCAAUAUCCAAAAAUAAAAAAAUAAAAUUUUAUUGUAUUUGACCUUUAAAGUAUUUGAUAUAGGUUCCUAAAAAGAUUUUUUUCGUUUGAAGUAGUUUAUAAUGGCUAAAAGUAGGUAAUGUUUUUAAAAGGGAAGAAUAGUAUUGGUAUAUAUGAACUUUGUAACAUGAGACUUAACGUAAAACAGAUGUAUCAAUUGUAUCAUGAAACAACUGUAUUUUUUAUAUGGCAGCUAGGAUUCAUAAAACAGAUAUAUGUUUUAACAUUAGGCUGACUGAUUAUUGUUUACUUGAUUUCAAAUGGCAAAAUUUUCAGGGAAUCAUCUUGGAUGAAAUACAUGAAAUUAAGUUUGAAUUUGCUCAUUGUUGAAGGCCGUACGGUGACCUAUAGUUGUUUAUUUCUGUGUCAUUUGGUCUCUUAAGUUGUCUCAUUGGCAAUCAUACUACAUCUUCUUAUUUUUUUAUAUAUAUAUAUAUAUAUACAUGUAUUUAUAACAAAAAUAUUUGUAUCAUGCAGAUUUGCUGUAAAUUUAAAUUGUAUUGAAUGUGUAAACAUUUUGAUCAACAGUUUAUGUAAAUUCAGAAAUUUGCAUUGUUUUUAUUAUUGCAAAAACUAGGCAUGAUAGCUGGUUUCUCAAAAAUUAAAAAAAACACAUUUUCAAAUUUUGAAAGUAUAAUUUGUAUGCCCCUCUGACUAUGCAGCAUUUCAUUAUAUUAUUGUCGAGCCUUCGACUUUAGUCGAAAAAGCGAGACAUAGCGAUCCUACAUUCCGUCGGCGUCGUUGUCGUCGUCGGUGGCGUCCACAAAUAUUCACUCUGUGGUUAAAGUUUUUGAAAUUUUAAUAACUUUCUUAAACUAUCCUGAAUUUCUACCAAACUUGGACAGAAGCUUGUUUAUGAUCAUAAGAUAGUAUCCAGAAGUAUAUUUUGUAAAAAUAAAAUUCCUGUUUUUCCGUAUUUUACUUGUAAAUGGACUUAGUUUUUCUGCCAGGAAACAUUACAUUCACUCUGUGGUUAAAGUUUUUAAAAUUUUAAUAACUUUCUUAAACUAUCAUGGAUUUGUACCAAACUUGGACAGAAGCUUGUUUAUGAUCAUAAGAUAGUAUCCAGAAGUAAAUUUGUUAAAAAAGAAAAAUCAUUUUUUCCGUAUUUUACUUAUAAAUGGACUUAGUUUUUCUGCCAGGAAAUAAUACAUUCACUUUGUGGUUAAAGUUUUUAAGAUUUUAAUAAUUUUCUUAAACUAUCCUGGAUUUGUACCAAACUUGGACAGAAGCUUGUUUAUGAUCAAAAGCUAGUAUCUAGAAGGAAAUUUUGUUAAAAUUUUGUACCUGUUUAUCCGUAUUUUACUUAUAAAUGGACUUAGUUUUUCUUCCAGUUAACAUUAAAUACAGUCUGCAGUUAAAGUUUUUAAAACAAUUAUUAGAUUCAUACAUUUAUUAGAUUCAUAAACUAUCCUGGAUUUAUACCAAAUUUUGACAGAAGCGUCUUACAAUCAAAAGAUAGUAUCUAAAGGAAUAUUUUUAUUGAUUUUUUUCCUCAUUUUUGUUGAGCCUGGGAUUAACAGCAAAAGUAGGCGAGACACUGGGUUCCGUGGAACCUAUACGAAUUUUUAUAAUAAUCUCACAUAUUUUUCAAUUGUUUAACCGUCACAAUAAUAAAUGAACGCAAAUAUUUAUGAUUUACAGUACUCAAUCUGGUGUUAGGGGUCAUCUUUAACUUGCAGUGAGAUACAUCAGUUAGCUUUUGCUCUAUGUUGAAAGAGUCACUUUGUUUCUAAGAUUUUUAUAUUUUAUAUAAUUUUUCAUGUACGACAAAUAUUCAAAAAAAUUAAGAAAGGUGGACACAAAUAAUAAACAGACAAUUUACCUGUUAUUAGGCCCAUUAGGGUACAAUUGAAAUUCAUGUAGAAUUGUGAUGAAGGGAAAUAACUUGAUGUAUCAGAAAAUAAGAAGUUAAAUUGCCAUAAUCGCACAAUCCCAAAAUGUUGAUUAAGGAUUUUUUUGUUUAAUUUUUCUAGGGGGACAGCUUUAAUACAUGAAUGUAUUCUCAAUAUUUAAUUUUUCUAGGGCACAGCUUUAAUAAAUGAAUGUAUUCUCAAUAUUUAAUUUUUAUAGGGGCACAGCUUUAAUACAUGAACAUGAUGAAUGUAUUCUCAAUAUUUAAUUUUUCUAGGGCACAGCUUUAAUAAAUGAAUGUAUUCUCAAUAUUUAAUUUUUAUAGGGGCACAGCUUUUAUACAUGAAUGUAUUCUCAAUAUUUAAUUUUAUCAAACCAUGCAUUAGGUGUUCGCCCUUGCAAUCAGUCAUGCAAUUAAAAUAAAAUCUCCCAUAGAAACCACUGAACUCAAGUUCAACCAAACUUGGGCUCAAUAAUCCCUAGGGAACGACCAUUUAACUUCAGGAGGGGAGGGGGGUUGGGUUAUGGGUUUUUCCUAAAAAAAUAUUCUGAUCUCCAAUUUGAUGAAAAAAAAUAUUGUGGUCAAGCAGAUGACAAAAAAAAAAAAUAUUCUGAAUCCAGAUUUUCCCCAUACCUUAUAGUGUUAAAUUUUUAAAAUAAUUUGAUUGAUAGCGUUUUUCGCUGAAACUGAAAUAAAAUAUUGUGCUUUGUGCAAAAUUUUUUUCCUGACUCAGACAAAAAACCAUAACCCCCCCCUUGAAGUUAAAUGGUAUCUUGUAAUAGUCACUUCUAACCAACCAUGACUUGUCAAAAGACUUAUUACCCUGAAUUGACAAUUUUUUACACAUAUGGGUAAAUCACAAAUAGUUGUCUAAUACCUUGGGAAAUCAUAAUACAUGUAGAUAGAUAUAAUUUGAUGGGGUAAAAUGGAUUGAAAUAACAUGAUUUACCUACUUGCCAUUACCAUGAUUACCAUACUUGAAAAUUGAUCAGAUUACUCCUUGAAAGACUAACUGCCCCUGAACGAUGCUUAUGAAUCAAUUUCAGCAUUUUGCCUUUUAUCUUGAAAAUUAUCAUGAAAAAAACUAUGUUCAGCAAUACAAGAUCUACAAAAAUGCUCGUCUGUUGAAUCCUGAUAGACUAUUAGCUCACCUGGCCCAAAGGGCCAACUGAGCUUUUCUCAUCACUUGGCGUCCGUCGUCGUCGUUGUUAACUUUUUACAUUUUGAACUUCUUCAAGAGAACCACUGAAUGGAAUAAAAACCAAACACGGCAUGAAUGUUCUUUAUAAGGUACUGACCAAGUGUUGUUACUUUGAAGCUGAUCCAUCAUCCAAGAUGGCCGCCGGGGGGGGACUUUGUUUAACGUAGGACCCUAUGGACAAUACAUACAAAUGACUUCUUUCAGAGAACCACUGAAUGGAAUGAAACCAAACAUGGCAUGAAUGUUCUUUAUGAGGUGCUGACCAAGUGUUGUUACUUUGAAGCCAAUCCAUCAUCCAAGAUGGCCACCAGCGGGGGACUUCGUUUAACAUAGGAGCCUAUGGACAAUACAUACAAAUGUCUUCUUUUAGAGAACCACUGAAUGGAAUGAGACCAAACAUGGCAUGAAUGUUCCUUAUGAGGUGUUGACCAAGUGUUGUUACUUUGUAGCCAAUCCAUCAACCAAGAUGGCUGCCAGUGGGGGACUUCGUUUAACAUAGGACACUAUGGACAAUACAUACAAAUGUCUUCUUAUAGAGAACCACUGAAUGGAAUGAAACCAAACAUGCCAUGAAUGUUCCUUAUGAGGUGCUGACCAAGUGUUGUUACUUUGUAGCAAAUCCAUCAACCAAGAUGGCCGCCAGCGGGGGGACUUCGUUUAACAUAGGAGCCUAUGGACAAUACAUACAAAUGUCUUCUUUUAGAGAACCACUGAAUGGAAUGAGACCAAACAUGGCAUGAAUGUUCCUUAUGAGGUGUUGACCAAGUGUUGUUACUUUGUAGCCAAUCCAUCAACCAAGAUGGCUGCCAGUGGGGGACUUCGUUUAACAUAGGACACUAUGGACAAUACAUACAAAUGUCGUCUUAUAGAGAACCACUGAAUGGAAUGAAACCAAACAUGCCAUGAAUGUUCCUUAUGAGGUGCUGACCAAGUGUUGUUACUUUGUAGCAAAUCCAUCAACCAAGAUGGCCGCCAGCGGGGGGACUUCGUUUAACAUAGGUCUCUAUGGACAAUACAUACAAAUGUCUUCUUUUAGAGAACCACUGAAUGGAAUGAAACCAAACAUUGCAAGAAUGUUCCUUAUGAGAUGCUGACCAAGUGUUGUUACUAUGUAGCCAAUCUAUCAACCAAGAUGGCUGCCAACGGGGAACUUGGUUUAACAAAGGACCCUAUGGGAAAUAUAUACAAAUGUCUUCUUCUAGAAAACCGCUUAAUGGAUUGAAACCAAACAUGGUACGAAUGUUUCUUUUGAGGUGCUGACCAAGUGUUGUUACUUUGUAUCUGAUUUGUCAUCCAAGAUGGCUGCCAGCAGGGGGAGUUAGUUUAACAUAGGACCCUAUGGGAAAUACAUACAAAAGUUUUCUUCUAGAGAACCACUGAAUAGAAUGAAACCAAACAUGGCAUGAAUGUUCCUAAUGAGGUGCUGACCAAGUGUUGUUACUUUGUAGCCGAAUCAUCAUCCAAGAUGGCCACCAGCAGGGGACUUAGUUUAACAUAACACCCUAUGGGAAAUACAUACAAAUGCUUCUGAAUGGAAUGAAACCAAACAUGGCAUAAUUGUUCCUUAUGAGGUACUGAUGAAGUGUUGCUACUUUGUUGCUGAUUUACUGUGCAAGAUGGCCACCAGGAUUUUUUAUUAAAUUACGGGGCCAAUAUUAAAACCAAAUUUGGCCUCAAUCAUUAUUAGGGUAUCUGUUAUGAUUUUAAUCUAUUUUUACAUGAUUUCCAAAACCAAAGUAGAAUCAGGUGAGCGACACAGGCUCUUGAGAGCCUCUAGUUAUCCUUAGAUAUGUUUUUUUUUACCAAAAUUAUUAUCAGGUACCAUACUUUGAAAACUAUAAUUGGUAGACGAACUUUAAACAGCAAAAAUGAUGAAAAAAAAAAUUCAAAUGGAAUUAAACCAAUCAAUCUGCUCCUUGUACUCUAAAGACACCUUUUACCAAUUUAAAUGUUGUUGCAUUUUAUUUUGAAAAAUUGAAACUUUUUGACAGGAUCUACAAGUGACAAGACUGAAACUGUCAAUUUACUAUUCAUAAUUGGAGUUAUUGCCCUUUAAUGAGGAUUAUUUCAACUUUUGACAUUUUUUCAUAUUCUUCUGAAAAAAAUAAUUUAAAAAAUGUAAGCAGCAAAAAUGAAAAACAAAUUGGUAUCUACUAAUAAUUUCAUAAAUAAUCUAAUGAAAAUUUAAUAUAUUUUAAUCAUCAAAAUGGCGUAUUUCUUUACUGGUGAUAAAAAAAAUAAAGUAAAUUUGCCAAUUCUGUAAUUUACCGUGUAAUUAGAGAUCCAUUUUUUAACAAACUGGAAUCCUUUAUAAUUUUAUUGCUUCGUUUGAACUCAAGUGUAGUAUUCAGCUGAGAACCAGCUUAUUUUUAUACGACCGCAAAAAAAAAUUUGCGUUCGUAUAAUGGUAUCAUGUCGUCUUUAGAAGACACAUUUAGUUUCAGGACAAUAACUUUAGUUUAAGUGAAUGGAUCUCUAUGAAAUUUUACCAGAAGGUUCAAUACCACAAAAGAAAGGUUGGGAUUGAUUUUGGGGGUUAUAGUACCAACAGUUUAGAAAUUAGGGGUCAAAAAGGGGCCAAAAACAAGCAUUUUUGUAGUUUCAGGACAAUAACUUGUGUGUUAGUGUAUUAAUCUCUCUGAAAUUUUUUUCAUACUUUUUGGAUUUUUUUUCCAAAAAUUUUCCAUUUUUACAUUAUUACAGAUUAUUUCUGAUUUAUAUAUAAAAGCAACAAAUACUGAUAUGGCUGGAGAUACACACCAAACAGGGUGUGUAAAUUAUUAUAUAUAACAGAUUAACAGUAUUGCGCAAAAACAAGAAAUCUUCAAUUGCACAGUAUUGCGCAAUAGCACAGUAUUGCGCAAUAGCACAGUAUUGCGCAAUAGCACAGUAUUGCGCAAUAGCACAUUAUGCGCAAUAGCAAGAAAUCUUCAAAUCUUUUAAAUUGGUCUACAUUGAGGUCCAAAGGGUCCAAAAUUAAACUUUUUGAUUUCAUCAAAAACUGGAUUAUUGAGGGUCUAUGAUAUGCUGAAUCUUAUUGUGCAUUUAGAUUUAUUAUUUUGGGCCCUGUUUUCACAUUAGUCCAUAUUAAGGUUUGAAGGGUCCAAAAUUUAACUUUGUUUGAUUUCAACUAAAAUGAAUUUUUUGGUGUUUUUAAAUGUGCUGAAUAUAACCAUGUUGUUAGAUUUUGGAUAUCAGACUGUACUAGGUAAAUAAAAAGUCCCAUUUCAAAUUUUUAAGAUCUUUGACCACAUUUAUUUUGUGUCAGAAACCUAUCUUAUGUCAAAAAUUUGAUCACAAUCCAAAUUCAGACAGUAUCAAGCUUGAAAAUUGUGUCCAAACUUGCCCCAACUGUUCAGGGUUCGAUCUCUGCGGGAAUCAGGCUGCGCUCGGCGAAGCAUUUUAUUUUUAGUUGCUUCCCUUAGGACUGAUAAAAUUUUUCAUUGACAAUGAAGAGCUUGCAGAAAUACCAAAUUUAUCUGUGCGUAAUGUGUGCAAUCUAAGUUUUUUCAAAUCUUUUCAUUCCAUUUAAUCAUUUGCUAAGCUACAAACUUUUGAUUAUUAAAUAUUAGUUAAAACACCUAUAUAUUACUUUCAACUUAUUAUGCUUUACAUGGGCAGCAUCCCAUUUUAUCCAGUAUAGAACCAGUCUAUAAUUCACCAAGGGACACAAUCUGUGUUAAAAGUGUGUAAUAACAGACUCAAAGUGGUAUUGGCAAAUAGACUAUUUAAUCAAAAAGGAACCUUUCAUUUGGUCUUUGUACAUAUGAGCAUGUAUUCUAUGAUGUGCAAUAUUAUUAUUUUAUACACAUUUUUAUUUUAUCGUUAUACUUUAUACAUAAAGAUCUGAUUUUAUAAAAAAUAAAAUUUUAAAAUAUUUAA